AGACGAACUGUUUACUGACCUACCUGCGGAUAUUGAAGGAGAGGUUGGAGGAAACGUUAGGAACUCCUGUGAGAGGGGGACAGUCAUAAAGGGCCCCGGGCAUGAUGCUAUCUACCAACAACAGGCGACAAGUCCGGAAUUAUAUACCAGUAACAGUGACAACCAGUAUUUUCAACAAAGUCCUAAAUUUAACAGCGGAAUUCCUGGACAGUUCCCUCAUGUGUAUAACCCAGUUGAACAACGAUCCCGCCCUUGUCACAUGUCAACAUUUUGUGGUUAUUCUCAAGGAUCACCAACUUCCGCUUUUAGUGCAGGCCUUAAUUCCGGGGCGAAUAAUUUUGAGCAUUAUGAUUGGUCGAAUACUGCACAUACAUUUACAUCUUCUGCUCCGCACCAAAUGGGUUUAGAGAAAGACAGUGAAAUGAAUUACCCAUUCAAAAACAACAACAACAACAAAGAAAUGUACACUGACCAGUUGGGCGAUUUUCAUUCCAGUUG
Molecule: messenger RNA, 498 nt
Organism: Mya arenaria
Lineage: Eukaryota; Metazoa; Mollusca; Bivalvia; Myida; Myidae
Exons: 3
Coding region: 102-407 (101 amino acids)
Source: RefSeq, a predicted model, not a curated record